AUGAAUGAUCUUGAUGAUACUCAGGUUAUCCCCAUCCCCCACGAUAUGGUGCUGUCACGAGAGCAAGCUGAGAUCAGCUUCCCCAGCAGCGGGACAGCUAAAACCAUUAAGGAGAAGUUAGAGCCCACCCAGCUCAUAGAGCACCUCAAACCUCCAUAUUUAGCCGAUGAAUCGACCCAGCAUGUUACAGACACCCAAUCGGAAUUUUUUGUCAACCAGCCGCCUCAAAGUUCCGGCACCUCCGAGGAGCCAUCUGGCUCGCCCCACGAAACCACAGAUAUCGAUCUCAUGAGCCCCAGGGUCGCCCCUGAAACCCAUCAGGAUAACACACCAUCCUUGAGCGUUGCAUUCAAGCAAGCUGAUGACACGUUGGAAUUCAAUGAAACGCCGUUCUUGAACAAAAUCACCGAUCCGUUCGCAGACACGCCCCAGGCGGAAGACAAGCUGCUUGAGACGCCAUUCUUUCGCAAGCACAGUGACAUUUUCCUGGAAACCCCUACUAACAACAAAAACACCCGCAAGUCAAACGUCCGUAACAUCUUUGCUGACUUGCGGAAACAGGCGUUCAAUGAAGAGGGAUUCGACUACGAGUCCCAGGAGCCAGACGUUAUCUUUGCGGGUGCAGCUACCCAGAAGAUUUCUGACACGGCUACCCAGCGGCUAGCUACGGACGACGAGACCCAGAAAAUUGUGUACUCCCAGGACUCUGAGCCCUUGUUUCCCAUCUUGACGCCUCCAGACGCGCCUACCGUGGAGAUAAAACAGACCCAGGAUGGUUUGAGUCCGUUUGUGAAGGUUGUUCCAGGGCCUAAGAUUGAUGAGAUCGUAUCUGACGAUGAAGACCCCCAUAUGUCGAACGAAAACAGCAACGAGCUCGAUGAUUCAGUCAAGGGCCUCGAACUUCAGGAUACCCUCCCUAUCUAUGCUGCUCUUGCCAGACAUACCGAGCUACAAGAUACCGUUCCAAUGGAUGUUUUUCCUAUAGUGCGUGACGAGUUACAGACUGCUGCUCCUGUUCUAGUAAAAGAGACGGAGCAAGGCUCCCUUCCUAUCGAGACAGGAUCACCGAGGCAUGGCGACCCCCAAAAGGACCUUCAAGAUAUUGACAUGCCUGACGCAGAACAAGACACGGCUCCCAUCAAGAGUUCCUGGACUAAAGGUUCUGACUUGCACAAUCCCGCCGUGGAAGAUCCGAAUUUCUCGGUAUAUAUCAACCCUACAGGCGAUAGCGGCAACACCACCAAAUCCCCCCUCAGAAGUAAACCUCUUGUAUCAGAUUUCUUACCGGCCAGGUCCCCUCCUUCAAUCAGGGCCAUCCCGCGAAUGUAUCCUCCUAAGGGGCCAAUCGCCCAUGCGGCUACCCAGUCAUCCCCUGGCUUCAUUGCGGAGUCCUCGCCUUCCAUCAGAGACAAGUCCGACAUGCUAACCCUCAGAGCGUUUACAGAGAAGUUUCCCAAGUUGGCCUUUCAGAAUGUCAACCAGCCUCCGCCUGUGCAGCUCCCAUCAUCUCCCGACCAGUACAACAGCUUGCGCGAGCUUUCAGAAGAGAUGUUUAUAACCGUUGAUCCCAAUCCAGUUAAUGUCGACGCAGACUUUACCCAAGAAAUCGAUGAAGAAGAACCUCAUAAGCAAUUUCUGCUUCUCGAUAAGAUAACCGGGAAAACGUCUCCUAUCAAGGAAAAAUCUGCUGCCAGUCCACCAAAUUCUGAGACUGGCGAGGACGAGGAUUCAGCGAUUGGGACACGAUCCAGACGUCGGAAACUUGUCCGAGAUCUCAGUCAAGAGCUAAGCGAUAAGAUUCCCCCCGAAUCCUGCCUUGGAUCCACAUGGAAGACGGUUGGGAGAGGCAGGUACAAUCCGCCUGAAAGUAGUUCUCCGACGCGAAAAAAGACUAAAGGUGACGUGCUACCUCCAGAUAAAGCACUUCGCAAGGAUGAGACAACGUCCCACGAAAACUACUGUGUAACCCUAUCGUUAAAAGAUAAGAGCGAUGCAAAUCAUGAUACCGACUAUCCUACCACGACGGUCACCAAGGAGGCGAAGCGCAAGCUAUCGGGCAAGGAUUGCAAGUUCAAACGAAGCGUAUGGGCAAGAUACGGCACUGAUAUCUAUCCCGGGAUCAUCAACUAUGAAAAUCUGACCUCCACUCACGUCAAUGUCAAGUUCGGAGAUGGCGAUAGCAACGUCUCCCGAGACGACAUUUUCCUCUUAGACAUCAAGGUGGGUGACAAAGUAAAGCUUCUCGGGGAUGAGGCCAGCACCUGGGCCGUUACUGGUUUGACAUGUAACAAUCACUACCCCAGCACCAUUCGAUGCAUGCGCGGAUUUGAUUUUGUGGUGUUAAAAAAGGUCAAAGGUGGCCGGGCUGCCAAAACCGCGGAAGAAGAGGAGGUCGACCUCAGAGAUAUCUAUAUUACCCUGAACCAAUGGAAAGCCAGAAGGAAGCUACCCCAUACGUUUAACAUCCUUCCUGUCAAACCGGAGGAAACGGCGUCUCCCUUUGCCAGUCCGAAGCGAAAUCAUUCGUUGGGGGGUGAAUCUCCUGUGCUCCAGAGCCUUCGGAGCAAGCACAUCUUUAGCGGUUGUGUUUUUUGCAUCACCUCUACGAAGAAGUCAGACACGUCUAGAGUGGAGAGCAGCAUUCAGCGCUACGGUGGCACAAUCCUCUCCAGUUUCGAAGAGGGCUUGAUUCUUGACCGUACAGCCCUGGAGUUAUGCCUCACGUCAAAAUUCUUGAACCUGUAUCACUUCGGUGCAGUUAUUUCAGACGGCCACUGCCGAACGCCCAAAUAUAUCCAGGCAUUGGCCUUGGGCUGGCCGGUGCUCUCUGCGGAGUUUGUUUCCGACUGCAUCAGGGAUUACGCCAUCGUUUCAGACUGGCCGUCGUACAUGUGGGCAGCGGGGUUCUCUAAAGUGCUACAGGGGGUGCUGAGCCAUGAUACGUCUAAUUUCCGGGAAAUCCAGAAGGCGCAACUUGACCUCUCACACCAGUUGCGCAACCGCUCGCAUGUGUUGCAAAACUUUCGGGUGCUUGCCGUAAGCGACACCACGAUUUCACCCACCAUCUGCGAGUUUGUGGUGCAUGCGUUGGGAGCCAGGUCACUAGGCAAUUUCAGCAACUACUACGAUGCUGCAAAAGCUUGCAAGGCGCUAAAUCUCACUGAUAGUUGCAAGUUUUUGGUCUAUGAGUGUGAUAAAAAGACCAGAGAUAUUGCGCGGGAGUUUGAAGACGCGAUGUUUUCCCGUGAAAUCAAACGGCCGAAAACUGAAACUUCCGUGCUGUUUCGUGGCUUCUCUAAGAAAUCUAAACUACCAGUUAGACCUUCCACUGUUGACGCAGAGGUGGAGGGGGCUGGUGCAAACUAUAUCACAGACUACGACAAGUACCAGUUCCAGGGGGUCAACUGGGAAUGGAUGGUGCAGUGCGUAAUCAGCGGUCAUGCCUGGCCUGGCAACAAAGCUGAAGCAAUCGAUGAGGUUUAG
This is a messenger RNA of Babjeviella inositovora NRRL Y-12698, 3483 nucleotides long. RefSeq names its product chromatin-binding protein (gene RAD9). Gene Ontology annotation, molecular function: histone binding. The coding region runs from base 1 to 3483 and encodes 1160 amino acids. The record is from RefSeq and is a predicted model, not a curated record. Gene Ontology annotation, cellular component: nucleus. NCBI's taxonomy places the organism in Eukaryota, Fungi, Ascomycota, Pichiomycetes, Serinales. The transcript has a single exon. Gene Ontology annotation, biological process: DNA damage checkpoint signaling; positive regulation of transcription by RNA polymerase II.